GUUACUUUAUUGCAGCGAAAUCCAAAGUUCGUGUCUUUUCUUUGUAGGGGAUUAGAUUACUAAAUAGAUUUUUGAAUGGAUCUGCCCUGUCCAGAGUGGGUUCAGCAUGUCGAGCAGAAAUGGACGGAACUGAGAAAUGAAGAAACUGAGCGCUUCUGCCUUCUGACAGAUAUAGAUGCCAUAUUCAACUAUGGGCUGUCAAUAAUACGCCCAGAAGAUCUCAACGCUUUUUCUAGAAUUUCUGAGCAGUACUCCGUCAAAAAGUCUCCUGAAAGGGCAUCUGAGUUUAGACAGCAAGGUAACCUCAGUUUCAAAGUGAAGGAUUAUACAAACGCAGCAUUGUAUUAUUCCAAGGGUGUUUGCCAUGCUGACAAGAAUACAGAAGAGCUAUCGUUGUGCUAUGCUAACCGUUCUGCUGCCCUCUUUUACCAUAGCCUCUACAGAGAAUGUCUUGAGGACAUCCGGCGUUCUUUGGAGGCCAGUUACCCAAGCCACCUGCAGGACAAACUGAGAGCUAGACAGACCGCAUGCUUGAACCAGCUUAAAAAACUUGAAAAAUCCAACCAGCCAACCAUAAAUCAAGCAACACCACCAUGCCAGAAAAAAAGAAGCACUUGUAUUUCACCUGGAGUGUGUGUUUACUUCAGCCCAGAGAAAGGUCGCCACAUAUUAGCCAUGGAAAAUAAACUAGCUGGUGAGGUGGUACUGGAGGAUGAGGCUUUCUGUUGCAUACUUAUACCAAGUACCAAUAAGGCAGGAAAGAUGUUUAAUACUGAAGACCGACACUGUCACCAAUGCCUGAGCCAAUCACUGUGCUUUGUGCCCUGUCCAAACUGCAGUUACGUUCGGUACUGUGGAGAGAGCUGUCAAAAAGAUGCUUGGGAGCGCUGGCACCAAUGGGAGUGCCCAGUUGGAGCAUAUCUGUUGACUAUUGGGGUUUUUGGACAUCUUGCACUAAGAGUGACCCUGAAAGCUGGACAAAAUGAGGUUAAAAGGGUGAAAAAUAGCACUUCAAAAGACAAUGUGACAUGUAGCCCUUAUAAAAGUGAUUCACCAGUCAAGUUGAGUCUUGGAGAUCCCUGUAGAGAAAGUUCAGACCAUGCAGACUGCUAUCAUGGCAACUCCUACACGGGCAUCUACAGCCUUUUACCACAUGUGGCACAACACUCACCCAGCUCACGCUUCUUACUGGCGAUCACCAUGGCGGUGCUUUAUAGGAGACUGCAAGAUGGACCUCCACCGGACAAGUGGGCAUCUUGCGAGAACGAAGGAGUUAGUGGAACCUGGCGGCCUGAGAUGAGCAUGCUGGGAGCCACAGCUUUGAGACACAUUAUGCAGCUCAUGUGUAACGCUCAAGCAGUCACUGCCGUUAUGGUCAAAGACGAAAGUGGAAUGGCUGUUCAGUCCAGUAGUGAAAUCCGCAUCGCCACAGCAAUUUUUCCUGUUCUCAGCCUGCUUAACCACUCUUGCAGUCCGAACACAAGCAUUUCCUUCAACACAGGCAUUCAAACUGAUCUGCUCAAUCAGUUUGGGUGUUCUGAAAGUCACGUUGACAAUCCCGAGACCUCUUGCAGAGGUGUGACAGUCACUAUACGUGCUUCAAAAGACCUUACUGCAGGACAGGAGAUUCUGCACUGUUAUGGUCCUCACUGUAGCAGAAUGGAGAUGAAGGUGCGUCAGCGCCUCCUGCUGGAGCAGUACUAUUUCCACUGUAACUGUCAAGCCUGUCAGAGGGACCUAUCAGAAGAAAGCCAGAAUGCAACAGAAAGCAUAGCACCCGGCCUGAAGUGUGCAAAAUGUGGAAAGCCUCUUCAGUCCCAUAUGGAUAGGUACAUGUGCUCUUGGCCGUCCUGUGGUCAUCAGAUCACCAGUGCAGAUGUGCAGAACAAACUAAAGGGUUUACAGUGUCUCUUGGAUGAAGCUUUUCAUCUCAUGGAGCGAGACAGAUUAGACGAGGCCCUAAAAAUCCUAAAAUCAGCUUCUUCUCAGGCAAACAGCAUCCUAAUGGAGACUCAUCCUCUCCAAGGAGAGCUAGCAGAUGCAACAGCUCGUGUGUACGCCACUACAGGUGAAUGGAGUCUGGCUGCAUCCCAUCUAAAGCAUAGCAUGGUUGCUAUUCAAGCCCAAUUCGGAGAAGACAGCAUUGAGCUGGGACGACAGCUUUUUAAGAUAGCACAGCUACAUUUUAACGGCGGAGACUGUGGGGUGGCUCUUUCUGUGAUUCCCAGAGCCCAGAAGCUCCUCUCUCUCCACUGUGGUCCACACUGCGAAGAACUUCAGGAAUUGCUGGAAAUGGAGCGCUGUCUGCAAGGACUUCUGUGAAAGAACAGCAAAAAACUGAAUUAUAUUUUCAUCAAACAUAAUAAAUUCAAAGCCUGUUUUUCAGAUGUACUGUAUGUGCAAUAAAGU
This is a messenger RNA of Labeo rohita (rohu), 2409 nucleotides long. It is a transcript of the gene smyd4, whose product is annotated as SET and MYND domain containing 4. NCBI's taxonomy places the organism in Eukaryota, Metazoa, Chordata, Actinopteri, Cypriniformes, Cyprinidae. Gene Ontology annotation, molecular function: protein binding. The transcript is spliced from 10 exons. The record is from RefSeq and is a predicted model, not a curated record. Bases 76 to 2322 code for a protein of 748 amino acids.